AUGGAGAACGAGCUGUUCAUGAACGCAGCGCUUCCGCCACCGCCGGAGAUGGCGGCGCAUUUUGAAACACCGUCUUCUUCAUCGGCGAUGCUUAACUGGGCGUUAAGGGAUCCGAAUCUAGCUCUAAACUCAUCGCCGCAAGAUUGCUUUCUGUGGGAAAAGUCAACGGAACAACAGCAGAGCAUCUUCGACUCUGCUUUGAGCUCCCUCGUCUCUUCUCCGACGCCGUCGAAUUCAAACUUCUCCGGCGGAUGCGGAGCCGGUGACGGUUUUCUCAUCAGAGAACUCAUCGGGAAGCUUGGAAACAUCGGGAACAGCUCCGGUGAGAUCUACGGAACUCCGGUGUCUCGCUCCGCCUCAUGCUACGCAACUCCGAUGAGCUCUCCACCGCCGCCGAUGAUGAACAGAGCGACGCCGUUAACGGAAUUUUCAGGGGAUCCGGGAUUCGCGGAGAGGGCGGCGAAAUUUUCUUGCUUCGGUAGCCGGAGUUUCAACGGAAGAACUAACUCCGGUCUCCCUGUCAACAACGGCAACAUCAUCAACGCCGGGAAGCUGACACGUGUCUCCAGUACACCAUCUCUCAACGCCCUCGCUUCUCCGGAAUUCGCAUCUGCCUCGAGACCGAUGAUUCCCGCCGGCGAAUCAACUCCGAAACUUCCCGGCGAAUUUUCUCGGAAGAGAAAAACUGUUUCUAAAGCGAAAUCCAAGGAGAAUCCCAUUUCCACGGCUUCUCCAACUCCUAGUUUCUCAAAGACGGCGGAAAGGAAAGAAGAUUGGGAUGGAAAAGGAAUCAAAAGCUCAGAAGAAAAGGGAGGGAAAAGAAGAAGAGAGGAAGAAGAAGACGAAGAAGAAGGAAAAGGGAACAAAAGCAAUAAUAACACAAAACAACCUGAGCCUUUCAAAGAUUACAUCCAUGUUCGAGCUCGACGAGGCCAAGCCACCGACAGUCACAGUCUCGCCGAACGAGUUCGGAGGGAGAAAAUAGGGGAAAGGAUGAAGCUGCUUCAAGAUCUUGUGCCUGGAUGCAAUAAGGUUACGGGAAAGGCACUGAUGCUGGACGAAAUUAUAAACUAUGUACAAUCAUUGCAAAGACAAGUUGAGUUCUUGUCAAUGAAGUUAUCAUCAGUGAACGACACCAGGCUGGAUUUUAACGUGGAUGCUCUUGUGUCAAAGGAUGUUAUGAUUCCAUCAAGCAGCAACCGAUUACAUGAAGAAAGACUCCAAUCAGAAUCUUCAAAUCAUCAUCAACAACUUAAUAAUUAUAAUUCACAAUUACAUCCCAAUAUGAUGCUUCAAUCCUCUAUGAACUCAUUAGAAACCUCUACCUUAGCCAGAAACUUCACCCACUUACCGACACUUACCCAAUUCACUGACUCAAUCCCUCAGUAUCAAAUGUUUAGUGAAGAAGAUUUACAAAGCAUUGUAGGGAUGGGAGUGGCACAUAACACUAGCAAUGAAUCCCAACACAUGAAAAUUGAGCUUUGA
Molecule: messenger RNA, 1485 nt
Organism: Microthlaspi erraticum
Lineage: Eukaryota; Viridiplantae; Streptophyta; Magnoliopsida; Brassicales; Brassicaceae
Source: the annotation of a GenBank genome assembly